UUACAACAACAAUUUUCAAGCUAGUAUUGGAAUGGCACCAUAUGAAGCCCUUUAUGGAAGAAAGUGCAUAACACCCUUAUGUUGGGUAGAAACUGGUGAAAGAAAGAUAAUUGGAACUGAAUUGGUAGAUGAGGCUACUAGCAAAAUCAGAUUGAUUAGAGACAGAUUAAAGGCAGUUCAAGACAGGCAACGGAAAUAUUAUGAUGCAAAGCACCGGCUAGUGGAAUUUGAAGUUGGAGAGUUUGUUUUCUUAAAAGUUAGCCCAAUGAAAGGUGUUCAAAGGUUUGGAAAAACAGGGAAGUUGAACCUAAGAUUCAUAGGUCCCUAUGAAAUCAUUGAAAAGAUUGGGAAUAUGGCAUACAGAUUGGAUCUACCAGCACACAUGCAAGGAAUUCAUAAUGUGUUUCACAUAUCAGUGCUUCGGAAGUAUGUCUCAGAUGAUUCAAAGAGAAUACAGUCCAAAUCGAUUGACUUGCAGCCUGAUUUGAUAUAUAUUGAAGAACCAGAAAGGAUACUGGAAUAUGAUGUAAAACAGUUGAGGCAUAAAGCAAUUCCUUUUGUGAAGAUUUUAUGGAAACAUGGAUUAGAAAGAGAUGCCACCUGGGAGCGAGAAGCUGAAAUGAGGAGUCAAUAUCCUCAUCUUUUUAACUAAGGUAUGUUUCAUUAUACUUGUUUAAUUUUGAGGACAAAAUUUUUUAAGGAAGGGAGAUUGUGACAACCGGUUCUUCCGGUCGGUUCAAUCGAACCGGCCGGCUCACCCUUUUAAUACCGCGGAACAGACAGUUCGCGGAACAGAACUGUUCGCGCGAACAAAGAAGGGCGGACGGUCGGGACUUCACGCGAGAGCAAGGUAGGAUUCGUUUUCUUCCAAUUUUAGCAAAUGAUUACCUUCUAGGAUAAGAAAUAACGAUUCCUUUUCAUUCUUAUCGUUAUCAGAGUGUUAUUUUGGGAGAAAUUGAAGAACAAGAGAAACGGACGAGAAGGAUUAAGAGAAGAAGGUUUGUUGAAUUUCUUUCGAAUUU
This is a messenger RNA of Dendrobium catenatum, 1022 nucleotides long. RefSeq lists its product as uncharacterized. The coding region runs from base 32 to 652 and encodes 206 amino acids. The record is from RefSeq and is a predicted model, not a curated record. The transcript has a single exon. Lineage: Eukaryota; Viridiplantae; Streptophyta; Magnoliopsida; Asparagales; Orchidaceae.